Molecule: messenger RNA, 435 nt
Organism: Aspergillus ochraceoroseus IBT 24754
Lineage: Eukaryota; Fungi; Ascomycota; Eurotiomycetes; Eurotiales; Aspergillaceae
Product: LYR motif-containing protein
Exons: 5
Coding region: 115-414 (99 amino acids)
Biological process (GO): iron-sulfur cluster assembly
Cellular component (GO): L-cysteine desulfurase complex; mitochondrion
Source: RefSeq, a predicted model, not a curated record
AUUGUCAAUCUCCACUCCUUAAAUUCUUAACCCGUCACCAUGUCCGUUUCAACUCUCCAACGGGACACUGCCUUCCAGGUCCGGUCUUUGAAUCGCUAAUACUCGUGGUUAAAUAUGCAGUUCCGCUCUUUGCUUCGCCAAUCCUCCCAGUUCUCAAACUACAACUUCCGCGAGUACGCCCUUCGAAGAACACGGGACGCUUUCCGGGAACACCAAAAGGAGACUGAAGAUAGGAGGAUACAAGAGCUGAUGCAGGAGGGUCUACAGAGUUUGCGGAUGAUGAAGAGACAAACCGUUAUCAGUCAAUUCUACCAAAUGGAUAGAUUAGUCGUGGAGGGCCAGAAGACAGGGAAGGAAACUAGACACGAAGGCGGUCCUUCUUCGCCAGAAGGAUGCUGGUUUAGAUUAAUUUAACAAAAUCUCCACAUACUCAAG